CAUGCAUUUGCCAAUUCUCUGUUUUGGUUGCUCAAAGUUGAAAUUGCUCAAAUGUUGGCUUGAUUUCCCCCCCGGCAUCAUGGAGAGUAUGCAUAGCUAUUGGCAAUUGGGUGAUGAGCUUCGAGGACAAGCUAAAGUCUCAGAGGAUCAUAAAUGGUUAAUGGCUGCUUCGAAGUUGGCUGAACAGACUAUUAAAGGUGAGCGACGGAAUAAUCUUGAUCUCUCAAAGGGCUCAGCUGAAAUCAGGCCUAGGGAUAAUUUUGGGUUUCAAGAAGACAACAAGUUUGAGAGUCUUAACUUCACCAUGUUGAAUUUGGACAUGAAAAUGAAUGAGAGUUUGAGCAGAAGCCCCAUGGGAAAUGGUGUAUACAAUAUGAAUCCUUUGUAUCAGAAGCCUGGUGCCAAUGGUAUGGGAAAUUUAUCUGUUAGCAAAUAUAUCACAAACAGCGGCAGCAAGGACCAUAACAACAACAUCAACAACGAAAGCAUCAAUGCAAACAAUGCAGUUGACAAAAGAUUCAAGACAUUGCCUGCUGCUGAGACACUUCCAAGGAAUGAGGUUCUAGGUGGAUACAUCUUUGUCUGCAACAAUGACACGAUGCAAGAAGAUUUAAAGAGACAGCUGUUUGGUUUACCACCAAGGUACAGAGACUCCGUGAGGGCAAACCCAGGCCUACCACUGUUUCUCUAUAAUUAUACCACUCAUCAGUUGCAUGGUAUAUUUGAGGCAGCUACUUUUGGUGGUUCCAACAUAGAUCCUACUGCCUGGGAAGAUAAAAAAUGUAAAGGGGAGUCAAGGUUUCCUGCUCAGGUGCGUAUCCAUACAAGGAAAGUGUGUAAACCUUUGGAGGAGGAUGCUUUUAGGCCAGUCUUGCAUCAUUAUGAUGGUCCCAAGUUUCGCCUUGAGUUGUCCAUACCUGAGACUCUCGACUUGCUAGACCUCUGUGAGCAAGCUGGUGUCUGAAACUCAUAGAGCCUUGUUGGACGUGUAUUGGCUACUUGGUAGCGUGGUUGUGAAUUGUAGGAUCGCGGUGCAUGUAAUCAGUGCUUUCCACAGAUUUUCCAAAGAGCGCAAGCUCCGGGGUAUUUCUGUUUGUGAGAUGUUUCUGGGAGUAGAUUGGGUUAUGAGUGGCCAAAUAAGCGUAAUACUUUUGGAAGAUAUUUUAUGUGUAGCUUAAAAGAGUUCAGUUGUGUGAUGCUUGUAGGAUGAUAUGUACUGCCAUUGUUGGAAGAUGAUUAUGUAAUAUUAGUAGCGUUAGUUUAUUUUGUUUUGAGAUGUCCUUGGCCAUAUUCCUGCCGUUAAGAGGGAUUUUGGGCACGUUUGACCAUCCUCCUUGUUGACUUGCACGGAAUUCGUCGUUUGGUAUUUAAUCCUAAUAAUCUAUAUUUGUUUGGAUUGUAAG
Coffea arabica (coffee) is the source of this 1403-nucleotide messenger RNA. RefSeq names its product B2 protein. Lineage: Eukaryota; Viridiplantae; Streptophyta; Magnoliopsida; Gentianales; Rubiaceae. The record is from RefSeq and is a predicted model, not a curated record. Gene Ontology annotation, biological process: response to endoplasmic reticulum stress.